UAAUCAAACAGCUACUUACGUAGGAACAUUCAUCUUUCUGUUGUACUACAUGAUAGGAUAUCAACAACCCACCUUCUGGAAGAUCUCACACACAACCUUGAUUGAUCCUUAAGAAAACUCUGAAGAUUACACUUAGAUCUCCCAGAAAUCCCAGUUAUUUCCCCUGGCUUUGUUUCCUCCAAGCAACCUGGAACCUCCAAUUCUGUGAGCUCAUUUGACAAUGGGCAGUGAGUGCAGUCAGAGUAAAAGGCACUAUGACAUUAGCAUGUCCAAGAGAACUAGAAAGCCCAUUAAGCUUGAGGAUACUGAUGAUCCAAAGGACACAUCAAGGAGUUCUCCCAAAGGAGUUGAUGAGAAGGAAGAUGGCACCAAUCCUAGAAGCUUGAAGGAACCCAUGAAGCCUGUUGAAGGAGGUGAUGAGCAGAGGAUGGAAAUGGGUUCUCCCCAAAGUGAGAAUCAUUCUACAGGCAGUAGUGAAGAUGUAAGUGAUCAUAAAAGCUUGAAGCUGAAGGAACUGAUGAUCAAUGUAGAAGGAGAUGAGAAGAAUGGUAACAAUUCUCUUGGUCACCAUUUCAUAGAAGAAGAGAAGCAGCUUCAGUUGGUGACCAAACAGAAGGGAGAUCGUCCAGAAGGAUUCAAGAUGAGAGGGAUUGUAAGUCGAUAUGUCAAAGUCUUGAGCCAUUUGAUCAGGGUUAAAGGUGACCGGCGUUUGGGUUCCCGGAAAAAACCCAUUCUCCGGUUAACAAUGUAGGAUUUAAUCAUCCUUGGAUCUUCAUUCUCUUCACUGGGUUUGUACACAUUUUAUUGUUAUUAUUAUUAUUAUUA
This is a messenger RNA of Telopea speciosissima, 825 nucleotides long. RefSeq lists its product as uncharacterized. Lineage: Eukaryota; Viridiplantae; Streptophyta; Magnoliopsida; Proteales; Proteaceae. Bases 221 to 751 code for a protein of 176 amino acids. The transcript has a single exon. The record is from RefSeq and is a predicted model, not a curated record.